Eruca vesicaria subsp. sativa (arugula) is the source of this 2117-nucleotide messenger RNA. The record is from the annotation of a GenBank genome assembly. NCBI's taxonomy places the organism in Eukaryota, Viridiplantae, Streptophyta, Magnoliopsida, Brassicales, Brassicaceae.
AUGACAAGUCCUUGGUACAAGAGUCUUUCCUCUGUGUUUGCUCUCAAACCACGGAUCAGAGCCUUGCUUUUCUUUAUCCUCGGUGUUGUAACUCUAGUUACCAUCUUAGCACCGUUGUCAUCCAACUCAUACGAUGCUUCUACAGCUUCAACACUUGUCCCCAACGUUUAUAGUAACUACAGGAGGAUCAAGGAGCAAGCUGCAGUUGAUUAUCUUGAUCUAAGGUCACUCUCCUUAGGGACUAGUCUUCAAGAGUUUCCUCUCUGUGGUAAAGAAAGAGAGAGCUAUGUGCCUUGUUAUAACUCAACGGGUGCUGGGUUUCAAGAGGGUGAUGUGUUGGACCGACACUGCGAUUUUGAGAUAGAGAAGGAGAGAUGUGUAGUUCGUCCUCCAAGAGACUAUAAGAUACCACUUAGGUGGCCACUUGGUAGAGAUAUCAUAUGGAAUGGGAACGUCAAGAUAACCAAAGACCAGUUUCUUUCUUCAGGAACCGUUACAACAAGGUUAAUGUUGCUUGAAGAGAAUCAAAUCACAUUUCACUCGGAAGAUGGGCUGAUCUUUGAUGGGGUUAAAGACUACGCUCGUCAAAUUGCUGAGAUGAUUGACUUAGGAAGUGACACUGAGUUUGCUCAAGCUGGUGUACGGACAGUGUUAGACAUUGGUUGUGGAUUUGGAAGCUUUGGUGCACAUCUAGUGUCUUUAAACCUGAUGCCUAUAUGUAUAGCAGAGUAUGAAGCAACUGGGAGCCAAGUUCAGUUAGCUUUAGAGAGAGGCCUUCCUGCAAUGAUUGGCAGUUUCUUUUCUAAACAGCUUCCUUAUCCUGCAUUGUCUUUUGACAUGGUCCAUUGUGCUCAUUGUGGCAUUACUUGGGACAUCAAAGAUGCAAUGCUACUUUUGGAGGUGGACCGUGUUCUGAGACCAGGAGGGUACUUUGUUUUGACUUCUCCUACAAACAAAGCACAGGGAAACUCGCCAGAUACGAAGAAGACAAGCAUCUCAACACGAGUGAAUGAGUUGUCUAAGAAAAUCUGUUGGAGUUUGAUAGGGCAGCAAGAUGAGACGUUUCUUUGGCAGAAAACUACAGAUUCAAAUUGCUAUUCGUCUCGGUCUCAAGCUUCUAUACCUGUUUGCACAGAUGGAGACAGUGUUCCUUAUUACCACCCACUAGUUCCAUGUAUAAGUGGAACCACAAGCAAACGCUGGAUACCUAUUCAGAACAAAUCUGCUGAUGCAGGAACUACCUCAGCUGAGCUUGAGAUUCAUGGUUUAAAACCUGAAGAGUUCUUGGAGGAUACACAGAAAUGGAGAUCAGCUCUUAAAAACUAUUGGUCCUUGCUUACACCAUUGAUAUUCUCAGACCACCCAAAGAGACCUGGUGAUGAAGAUCCUCUCCCUCCUUAUAACAUGAUACGUAACGUGAUGGACAUGAACGCUCGUUUUGGGAACUUAAACUCUGCUUUACUCGACCAAGGAAAGUCCGCUUGGGUGAUGAACGUUGUCCCAGUCAAUGCACGUAACACACUUCCUCUCAUACUUGAUCGUGGCUUUGCUGGUGUUCUACAUGACUGGUGUGAACCAUUCCCAACGUAUCCAAGAACGUAUGACAUGCUUCAUGCCAAUGAACUUCUCACACAUCUUAGCUCAGAACGUUGCAGCUUAAUGGACUUGUUCUUGGAGAUGGAUCGGAUACUUCGCCCAGAGGGAUGGGUUGUUAUAAGUGACAAGUUGGGAGUAAUAGAGAUGGCACGUGGACUAGCAACUAGAGUGCGUUGGGAAGCAAGAGUCAUUGAUCUUCAAGAUGGUAGUGACCAAAGACUUCUUGUCUGUCAAAAACCAUUUCUCAAAAAGUAACUCGCUGCGAGUAUAUACUUCUUUCACACCAUGAACAACACUCACUAGUCAAUACUACACAAGUCUUUUCACUUGUAAAUUUCUCUUUUCUAAAUUAAAUCCUGAGCUUCAAAACAGAAGUAAAUCAGUCUGAUUUUUUGUAUAGAUUUAUUUGUUCUAAACAGAUCCAAACUAUGCAUCUUCCAAAGCUCUGCAGAGAAUUUUUCUUUUCUCGGGCAAAAGAAGAACAGUUGAUGAAUGUUUUGUAAGAGUGGAAGGUGUUUCUA